AUGCCAAAUGUCAAUGUGAAAUGGGGUAAAGAAAAGUACGAAGUUCUGCUCGAUUUGGAUGAACCACCGCUCGUUUUCAAAUCACAACUUUUCGCUCUAACCGGUGUUCCACCAGAUCGUCAAAAAGUUGUCGUUAAGGGCAAGACUCUUGGUGAUGAAUCAUGGACAGGAAUUGCAGUUUCGGAAGGUGCAAUGAUAAUGAUGAUGGGAAGCGCUGAUGCAGUUCCUGCACCACCGAAACCAGAGGAUGAAAGAAAGGAAGCUGCAGCGAAUGACGAAAAGAUCGUCAAGUUACCGCACGGGUUGAAAAAUCUUGGCAAUACUUGCUACAUGAACUCGGUUCUACAGAGCUUCAAGACCAUUCCGGAAAUCAAAGAUGGUCUCCAGUUUCUGAAACAGGGCGGCUCGGAAACGGAUGCGAACAAGAAAAUGGCGAUGGCCGUCAAGAGCGUUUACGAAAUGCUCGAUAAUCCUCGUCGAACCGAUGAACCUCUUGUACCCUUUUUCAUGCUCCAGACCAUUCCGGAAAUCAAAGAUGGUCUCCAGUUUCUGAAACAGGGCGGCUCGGAAACGGAUGCGAACAAGAAAAUGGCGAUGGCCGUCAAGAGCGUUUACGAAAUGCUCGAUAAUCCUCGUCGAACCGAUGAACCUCUUGUACCCUUUUUCAUGCUCCAGGUGAGCUUUGCACACUAUACUGCCACAAUUUAUUCCCGAGACGAACAUGGCCAUCUUGAACAGCAAGACGCCAACGAAUGUUUUUCAGAAAUACAGAGAAUGUUGCUGAACGCCCUUUCGUCAAAUAAAGAGACCGUUGGUAAGGAUAUCAAGGAAUUCUUCCGCGGCCGAUAUCAGGUAACUCAGAAGUGCCUUGAGUGUGACGAGGAGCCUAAACAAGUUACUAGUGAAGAAUUUUAUCAGCUUUCUUGCUUUUUGUCGCCGGAAGUUAGGUAUAUCCAAAGUGGGAUAAAGGAAAAACUUUCUGGAGAAAUUGAGAAGACUAGCAGUGUUCUCGGACGGAAUGCCAAGUGGGAACGAAAUGUACUUAUUGAUCGGUUGCCAGCUUAUGUUUCGGUGCAAAUGGUUCGCUUCUUCUAUAAGGAGUCAAGUCAUUACUGGAAUCGUGAAGUUACUAGCGCUCAGGUUGUGAAUGCCUCUGAAUGUUCGAGCUAA
Molecule: messenger RNA, 1170 nt
Organism: Cooperia oncophora
Lineage: Eukaryota; Metazoa; Nematoda; Chromadorea; Rhabditida; Trichostrongylidae
Source: the annotation of a GenBank genome assembly